CGAACUUACUCAUUCACCAUUUCUCUCCAGACCUCAUCUUAUUUACACAUUUGUUCCCAAGCACAUACACAAACCUUGAACUAAAUACUUACAUUUUUACAAAAAAAUAAUAUAAUUUAACAUCUGUUUCACCCAGUUUAUCGCCAUGAGUUCGACCAUCUUGCAAGACAUGUGUGCCAUUUACUCGCCAACCUUACACUUAACUAUUGCUCAAACCAUGUACUACAAUAAGUUGGCGGUAGCCCUUAUCAUAACAGCAAUCUCUAUUCCUCCAUUGGUGCGACUCACUGACACUUUUAUGAAUUACGCGAACGCUCGGAAUGGAGUAUUGAUUCCGCUGGGUGAAAAUAAUAACGCUGGAGAUCAGAAUACUUACAUUGUUAAGAGUGGAGUACAUUUGUUAGUGUCAUAUGCAUUAUUUUUUGGUUUAAUGGGUCUCGUCAUGCAUGUUUGGAUUGAGUUUGAUGAGUGCUGGCGAGCUGAACUGGGCGAAGUUAAAGAAAACCAAUCUUGGAGCUUCACGAAGGAACUUCCCGUCUCGAUCCAUUCUGUCAUUCUCCUUUUGAACAUGACCACAAUAACGGAAUGGAAAAUUCUUCCAAAUAAUGCUAGCAUGACACCACAACACGAAUUUCUAAACUCAUUUCUACAAUCGACGGACACAAAUCUUGAAAUAUUUGAAAAUUUCGCAUUCGUUUCUGACCCUCCCGUUCCCCUAUCCUGUACAAAAUUCGACAGCUGGACACAAUUCAGUAAUGAAGCGGCCGGAAUGACAAUAUGCAAGCGAAGUGAUACAAUGGAAAGUGCAGAAAUGGAUGCCUAUGUGAACAAAGUGAUGUCAAUAGUGUUCGGCCCAACGCCUUUGGAUAAUUGGACACAAUUGAUCAAUGGAGCCACCUUGAGUCAAGAAUUCAGCACGUUGGACCAACUUUUCUACAAGUACGCCAUACCAUGUUUCCUAAUACUGGGAUCCAUCGAGUUAAUAUUGUAUCGCCAUUUAAAAAAGAUGGAAACCGAAGUGGUUUAUGUUAUCCUGGAACUGCGCAUGCGCCUUGAGGAUGACGAACCCCUAAGUGAGGAUACCCACCGAUUCGUACAGCAUCACGAGCGCUGUAUUCAAAUUCACAAGAGUAAUUGGAUACAGGGCGUGACACUAUUGGUCUGCCUGGGAAUACUUAUACUACAGCUGGCCGAAAUUUAUAGGGUGCUGUGGGAAAAUGAGGCCAUUGAAGGGAGCGAGAACGACGAUUUACCGUACGAGCACGGUCAGAGAUUCAGAGACGAAUUUUAUGUCCCUCUUGAUCCCGUGACAUUUCUUCGAUUUAGAACGAUAACAACUUUUAAUUGGACACUUCCUCCGGCAGGUCAAGAAGCCCAUUAUCUUGAGCAAACUGAAGAGUCGGCCAAGGUAGCAAGUUUUCUGGAGUUGCGCCUUGACCCAGCGCUUUUUGAGGAGUAAUGUGAUAAAUUUUGAACGUGAACAGGACAAAACAGUUGUACGUACUACGUAAUCUCACUAAAAGAUUGGUUUAACUAAGGAACCCAAAAUUUCGAUUUUCGUCAUUUUGUUAACAGUGUUUCGACUUUCUUUAAGUGGUAGUUGUGGAAUUAUAAUAUCCUAAUAUAAUUUAUCUUAUCACGACAUUAUAAUAGAUCUUAACGUUUUGUUACUGCGUUUUAAUAAAGUUAUAUGAUAAAUUUUUUUA
Folsomia candida is the source of this 1706-nucleotide messenger RNA. RefSeq lists its product as uncharacterized. The record is from RefSeq and is a predicted model, not a curated record. The transcript has 5 exons. The coding region runs from base 146 to 1459 and encodes 437 amino acids. Lineage: Eukaryota; Metazoa; Arthropoda; Collembola; Entomobryomorpha; Isotomidae.